This is a messenger RNA of Sceloporus undulatus (fence lizard), 4528 nucleotides long. It is a transcript of the gene TRABD, whose product is annotated as TraB domain containing. Bases 258 to 1379 code for a protein of 373 amino acids. Lineage: Eukaryota; Metazoa; Chordata; Lepidosauria; Squamata; Phrynosomatidae. The record is from RefSeq and is a predicted model, not a curated record. The transcript is spliced from 10 exons.
CAACGUGUUGUCACUCUCAUGAGCGGCGAGGCUUGGGAGGGCGGCUCUAUUCGGCCCCUCCGGACCCGCGGUGCUUCUGCUUCCGAGUUCCGGGCGCGUUCUGACUCCGAAGCGAGGCACGUCUGAACCCUCCUCCGACGCGUGUCUUUUCCCUCCCUUUUCCCAUUGCUUUCUUCAGUCUGGAAGCUGCUUUCACUGGAGUUCUGGGUCCUUUAGAAGGAAAUCUUAAUUGCUGAAGCUUAAAGAACAUUCCAGUGAUGGAGGAGCAACAGCAGGAGGCUGCUGCAGAACCAGCACCUUCGCCUGAUGCACAAGGAGAUGACCCAAAAGACGAUUCAGACAUUACACCAAAUAUUUCUGAUGCAGAUGCUUUAAAGAUACUUUUGGAGAUGAAGAUGAAGAAGAGACAGAAGAAGCCCAGCCUUCCAAGCACUGUGACAGAACUUGCCACGGAAGAGGGCUCCAAAGUCUAUGUUGUUGGCACUGCCCACUUCAGUGACAGCAGCAAAAGAGAUGUAGUAAAGACAAUACAAGAGGUACAGCCUGAUGUAGUCGUGGUUGAACUGUGCCAGUAUAGAGUUUCUAUGUUAAAAAUGGAUGAAAGAACGUUACUAAAAGAAGCCAAAGAAAUCAAUCUGGAGAAACUUCAGCAGGCUAUAAAGCAGAAUGGGAUUAUGUCUGGAUUGAUGCAAAUGCUCCUGCUGAAGGUCUCUGCACAUAUCACAGAACAACUUGGGAUGGCUCCUGGAGGGGAGUUCAGAGAGGCUUUCAAAGAGGCUAGCCGAGUACCUUUUUGCAAGUUUCAUCUUGGGGACAGACCAAUCCCAGUCACCUUCAAGAGAGCCAUUGCUGCACUUUCUUUCUGGCAAAAAGUCAAGCUUGCCUGGGGCCUCUGUUUUCUCUCUGAUCCAAUAAGUAAAGAUGAUGUAGAGAAAUGUAAACAAAAGGAUUUACUGGAGCAAAUGAUGGCAGAGAUGAUUGGAGAAUUUCCCGACCUCCAUCGAACAAUUGUUUCUGAAAGAGAUAUCUACUUGACCUAUAUGCUAAAGCAAGCAGCAAAGCGAACAGAACUACCUCGUGCUUCUGAAGCUGAACCUAGAAGAUGUGUCCCUUCUGUUGUGGUUGGAGUGGUUGGAAUGGGCCACGUGCCUGGGAUAGAAAAGAACUGGAACACUGACUUGAACAUCCAGGAAAUAAUGAGUGUGCCUCCUCCAUCAGCUACCAGCAAGAUCAUCAAGCUUGUUAUAAAGGGUACUCUAUUUGGACUAGUGGGUUAUGGCUGCUAUCAGGUGGGACAAAGGACAGUUCGGUUUAUUCUCUCUCUGCCCAUCGCACAGAACUAUCUUCAGAAACUGGCAGAUAUAAAACCUCAGCCUUGAAUUGGAAGAUUCUCCAGUGUAUUGGGGCAAAAUGCAACAUGGAUAAAAGCAGACGGGGGUGGGGGGAAUGGCUGUGUUUGUGUCCCAUGGUCUCACCUGAUGCUGUGUUACCGCAUAACCAAUGGAUUGACAGUAAAGGCUACACCAGCUACAACCUAACUGAAUGAGCAUUCACCGACCAACCUGAUUAAAGGUGUGGCAUAAAAAUUUAUGCCAGUAUAAGGUACCUAAGGUAUGUACACAUAUAUAUUAUACGAUUAUGUGUAUAUAGCAUAUUUAUAAAGAUUAUGAUAGUGUACACAAUCAACAUGGAAUCUCGGGCAUGAUCCACUGGAGACUUCUAUUAUGCAAGUGCCAUUGAAAGGAAUCAAACUUGUUAAGAGGCUGCUGUUAUUCAGUUCACUGAAGCUUGCACAAAAGAUAACUUGCUUGUGAAUUGGGUCCAGAGCAGAGCUUGGAAAUGUAGCCUAUUUUGGACUACAACUUAUAGAAUCCCCCAGCUAGCAUGGCUAGUGGUCAAGCACAUUGGAAGAUUCUAGAACUUGUGGUUCAAAAAUUACUUUUCAAGCUCUGGUGAAGAGGAGCAAUAUGGUAGUUGUGUUCCUAUUAGAAAGCACAGUGGCUCCCAAAGCUAUGUGUGUUUUCAAUAUAAAUAAUAGCAAGCUAUCCUUCCUGGUGCCAAGCACCUAUAAAAUUACUUAGGAGGACCUCUUCUUACUGGAAGACUUUUAUACAUAGUGGCUUUUUUUGUAAAACAAAACAAAAACAAUACAAUAAUAACUGCAGAUGCUUUUGAAAUAUCAAAUGUGCUAGCUAUUGUUGAUCAACCUCUAUCUCUUUCAAGCCUUAUUGACUACAAAAUAAAGAAGUUGCCUUUUCCACUGGACCCAGUGGAUAUGAUCCAGCCUUGCUUAAACACCCCAAUCAUCCAUUUUGAUGGAGAGCCUAUCCCUUUCAUUCAAAACUGUUUUAUCGUGGCUGGGUCAUUCCAUUUGGUUUUCUGGCCUCCUUAAAAGGCCUCCUUAAGAAGUUCAGCUGCAAUCUCUCUCCUUUUCUAUUUUCUUUUCCAUUGCUGCUGGGUAAUUAUGUUUACAGAACACACAGUUCCUUGAAUUAAUUGUGUUCAAAUUGUUAAGCCAAUUCCUAUUGGCAGGAAGUUUAGUACCAGAAAAUUACUGAAAGGCUAGCUCUUCUUUCAGCCUGGUGUUCUCCAGAGGUGUUGAACUGCAGCUCCCAUUGCCAUAGCAGCUAUGCUUACUGGUUUUAUUGGAAAUCCAGGUUCACUACAUCUGAAAGACACCAAGUUGUAGAAGGCUGCUGUAGAUCUUUUGACUCCUCCUCUUUGGGGGGAAAAUAAAUAUGGAACUGAUGCAAAAUGUAGUAUUUACCCUUAAUUUCUUGGAUGCCAUGUGAGCUAUUUAUCACAGUUCUAGUCGAAUGUAAUAAAAUACUGAUUUAAAAAUAAGUGGAAUGUUACUUUAACAGAAAUCAGUUAUUAUUUUUAAACCUUCUGGAUUUUUUGUGUGUAGCAUUAUUUUACAAUUGUUCCAACUUUUUAAAACAUCUACAUUUAUUUUUAAAAAACUUUUUGUCCUGUAUCUUUUGUAGACAUUUAUAUACCCUUACAAUUGCUUUCGAGUGUGUAUUACUUGAUGCCAUGCCUACCAAAUACCAAUAUCAUAAAAAUCAUGACGUUUACACCAUUCUGUAAAAGUAUCUUGCCUGCUACUGUAUUUUUAUACAAACGCACAUUGCCUGAAGAAAAUGCAAUUUCUAACCUUAAUCUUCUUUAAGCCUCUGGGAAGAUGCAAUGUGGGCACUGAUCUCAGUAAGAUCCACAGCCUGAAUGCAUAUUUAACCAUUAGUGGAACGGUGGAUGUUCCAAAGCCAUUGGGCAAAAGAUAAAUGCCAUGACAGUCUGUCUUUUGAAAUGCUCAUGUUUUGUUUUGUUUUUAAAAUUGCUGGGAACAGUCUAGUACAAGUAAGUACCCUUGGUUCCCCCUGAAAAACCUGCAGAUUGUGUCUGGUUUUGGUUCUUACCUUUAAAGAAGUGGUAGAUUUGAUCUUGUACUGGUAAUAAUGCAGUAACAUUGCUUAGGAAAGUUCCAUGUAAUGAUCUGAAUGGGACAUAUGAUGGAUUCCAGUCAAGAAUUUAUUGACAACUAUUGCAAAUUAGUUGUACUGACUAUUUCAUCUCACCAAGGCUGAAUGGACUGUGCACCCUGACAUACUGUGGUUUGAGUGUGUUGAAGUUAGAUCUUGGGGGGGGGGGGCUGGUGUUGCCAGUUAAUAACAUUUUGAUUCUCUUCUGGAAUUCUAGUCACCGAAUGAAAUUAAUAUGUCCAGAGAAGACAUUUUUGAAGUGGUAGAGUAACUGCAAAUCCUGUGUGGGGAAAUACAUUUACACAUAUCGUUGAUGGCAAACUAGGUUACCUGCUUGCUCACUUAUGAUGUGAUGGCAGAGGGUCAGUUUUUCACGGUAAAAUUCCACUCAAGAUGCAAAGGGCGGAGUAAAGGACCAUAUGUAAACAAUUCUUUAGUAGUUGAGAAUUAUCCAACGGAUUUAUCUUUUAAAAAAAUUAAACUGGUAGAGUCUCUUCUUACUAAAUCUCUAGGUCAGAAUUUAUUUUUGUUCUUAUGCUAACAGAAUCUGACUUCCAUCAAUGGAUCCAGGAAUCAUCAUCUUCUGUCAUACAGAAAAUUGCUCUGGAUAGUCUCUUAGCUCUCCAGAGGAGUGUGUGUGUGUGUAGGGAAAUGAUCUCAUCUUCCUGGAUCUGCUUUCAACUACUCAGUUUGAUCUUGGGCCUAAGAGUUAAAAAAUAGAUCAGUGCUUUACUCCUUUCAACCCCCUUAUAUCCUCGAGUAUAAAUUCAGCCAUGGGAUGAUGAGGCUAUCAAACUUAAUAUCUAACCAAAACAUAUCACAAACCUGUUAAUUAACUUCUAUCUUGUACCUUUGAGUAGAUUAUGUUUGCUUUAAAGUAUUAAUACUUGGGUAAAUUCUACAGGGGAUUAAAAGGCAAAUGGCAAAUAAGUGAGCCUUAAACUUGAAUGGACUAAUGUUAAAUGAGGGACGGGAAGUACGAUUGUGCUCUGUGUAUUUCCACAUGCCAAAAAAGGACAAUAAUAAAAUAGCUACAUGGAGGCAUU